Messenger RNA from Neogale vison (American mink), 1428 nucleotides. RefSeq names its product FEZ family zinc finger 1 (gene FEZF1). The coding region runs from base 1 to 1428 and encodes 475 amino acids. Gene Ontology annotation, cellular component: nucleus. The record is from RefSeq and is a predicted model, not a curated record. NCBI's taxonomy places the organism in Eukaryota, Metazoa, Chordata, Mammalia, Carnivora, Mustelidae. The transcript is spliced from 4 exons.
AUGGACAGUACCUGCCACAACGCGACUGCCAAAAUGUUAGCUACUGCUCCGGCCCGGGGCAACAUGAUGAGCACCUCCAAACCCUUGGCUUUCUCCAUCGAACGAAUCAUGGCGCGCACUCCCGAGCCCAAGGCCCUGCCCGUCCCUCACUUCCUGCAGGGAGCCGUGCCCAAGGGGGACCCCAAGCACUCUCUGCAUCUUAACUCGUCGAUCCCCUGCAUGAUCCCCUUCGUGCCUGUGGCGUACGACACGAGCUCCAAGGCCGGCAUGGCUGGCUCGGAGCCCCGGAAGACGAGCCUGGAGGCUCCGGCGGUACCGGCGGCGGCGCCCGCAGCGCCCGCGUUCAGCUGCAGCGACCUGCUCAACUGCGCGCUAAGCCUCAAGGGCGACCUGGCCCGCGACGCGCUGCCGCUGCAGCAGUACAAGCUGGUAAGGCCGCGCGUGGUCAACCAUUCUUCCUUCCACGCCAUGGGAGCCCUGUGCUACCUAAAUCGAGGUGAUGGCCCGUGCCACCCGGCGGCCGGCGUUAACAUCCACCCGGUGGCCUCCUACUUCCUCAGUUCCCCUCUGCACCCUCAGCCAAAAACGUAUUUAGCUGAAAGGAAUAAACUGGUGGUCCCGGCGGUGGAGAAGUACCCCUCGGGAGUAGCUUUCAAAGACUUGUCCCAGGCUCAACUGCAGCAUUAUAUGAAAGAAAGCGCCCAGCUUCUGUCGGAAAAAAUCGCUUUCAAAACCUCUGACUUCACCCGAGGCUCUCCUAAUACCAAGCCCAAAGUUUUCACUUGCGAAGUGUGUGGAAAGGUCUUUAACGCACACUAUAACUUAACCCGUCACAUGCCAGUGCACACAGGAGCCAGACCCUUCGUUUGCAAAGUCUGUGGAAAGGGCUUCCGGCAAGCCAGCACCCUGUGCAGGCACAAGAUCAUUCACACCCAGGAAAAACCUCACAAAUGUAACCAGUGUGGCAAAGCAUUUAAUAGAAGUUCCACUUUAAACACACAUACCCGAAUACACGCAGGCUACAAACCAUUUGUGUGUGAAUUCUGUGGCAAAGGAUUUCAUCAAAAAGGGAAUUACAAAAACCACAAGUUGACCCACAGCGGGGAGAAGCAGUUCAAGUGCAAUAUCUGCAACAAGGCUUUCCACCAGGUUUACAAUCUCACCUUCCACAUGCACACUCACAAUGACAAGAAGCCCUUCACCUGCCCCACGUGUGGCAAGGGCUUCUGCAGGAACUUUGACCUCAAGAAGCACGUCCGCAAGCUUCAUGACAGCAGCCUGGGGCUGGCCCGCACGUCUGCUGGGGAGCCCGGCACCGACCCAUCGCCCCCUCUACAGCAGAUGCCGCCUGCGACCUUGCCACCUCUUCCACCACCGCUGCCACCCCCUGGGCCCCUGCAGCCUGGGCUCCACCCGGCCCAUCAGUGA